Molecule: messenger RNA, 2295 nt
Organism: Serinus canaria (Common canary)
Lineage: Eukaryota; Metazoa; Chordata; Aves; Passeriformes; Fringillidae
Product: ranBP-type and C3HC4-type zinc finger-containing protein 1-like
Exons: 14
Coding region: 40-2295 (751 amino acids)
Biological process (GO): positive regulation of canonical NF-kappaB signal transduction; protein linear polyubiquitination; proteasome-mediated ubiquitin-dependent protein catabolic process
Cellular component (GO): LUBAC complex
Molecular function (GO): ubiquitin binding; ubiquitin-protein transferase activity
Source: RefSeq, a predicted model, not a curated record
GGACCGCGCGGGCGGGAGGCCGGAAGUGGCGGGGCCGCCAUGGCGGCGCCCGGAGCGCCCGGGCCCGGCCCGGCCGCCGCCCCCGCCACGGUGCUGAUGGCGGCCCGGGCCGAGCUGGCCGCGCCCUGCCGCCUGCUGCCCGCCGCCGCCGCCGGCGCCGCGCUCCGCCUGCAGCUCAGCGUGCAACCGGGAGCCGACGGGCGGCGCCGCUUCCGCCUGGCGCUGCGGCGGGCGGAGGCGGGGGGCGGCGCGCCCCUGGCAGAGUGUGACCUGCGGGACGUGUCCUACCGCGUGUGCGGCCCCGCCAGCCACGAGCUGCAGCUGCCAGCGCUGGGGACAGCAGGGACAGCACCAGGGACAGCACCGGGGACAGCAGGGCCACCAUCAGGGCCACCAUCCGGGCCAGCACUGGGGCCAGCACUGGGGCAGGAGGCGGUGGCGCUGCGGUUCCCCGAGGAGCGCGAGGCCCAGCAGUGGUGGACGGUGCUGAGCAGCUCCCUCAGGGAGGCACGGAGAGCCACCGAGGGUGACACGGGGACAUCUCUGGUGCCACCCUCGGGGACAUCUCUGGUGCCACCCGCCGAGGGUCCCGAGCAGGACGCGGAGGAGGCGCAGGUCCUGGAGCUGGCCCAGACAGAGGAGCUGGCCCUGCGGCUGGCCGAGGCGGUGGCCUUUGGGGACGAGGCGGUGGCAGCGCAGAGCGCGGUGGCGCUGGCCCGGCGGCAGGCGGAGCUGAGCGUGUGCCUGCGCCACAGGGACCCGCCCGGGGCUCACGUCAGCCUGGCAGUGGGGGUGGAGGACGCCACGUCCUCGGCCAGCAUCACCCUGAGGGUGCAGCCCCACGUCACCAUCGGCACCCUCAAGGAGCAGGACCUCCCCAGGAUCUCCUCGGGAUCUCCUAGUACAUCCCCAGGAUCUCCCUGGGAUCUCCCAGGAUUUCUCCAGGUGUUCCGCGAGUACGGCUUUCCCCCCGCGGCGCAGCGCUGGAUCAUCGGGCAGAGCCUGUGCCGGGACGGGCGCAGCCUGGCCUCCUACGGCAUCCGCCGCGACGGCGACCCCGCCUUCCUCUUCCUCCUCUCGGCCCGCCCGCCGCCCGAACCGGCACCGGAACCGGCACCGGGAGCGGCACCGGCCCCGGGAGCGGCCCCGGGCCCCGAGCAGCAGCGGCAGCGGCAGGCGCAGGAGCUGCUGCGCGCCGCGGGGCUGCGCGGGGACGGGGACGGGGACGGCACACCUGGGGCAGGCCGUGUCCCCGAGGAGCCCCCGGAGCGGAUGGACAUCGGGGACAUCCGGGAUCACCUGGACUCGCUGCAGCUCUGGGACAGCGCGGGGACCCCGCCCGCGGCCUCUGAGCCCCGCCCGCCCUCACCUGAGCAGGGCUGGCCGUGCCCGCAGUGCACGUUCCUGAACAAGCCCACCCGCCCGGGCUGUGAGAUGUGCAGCGCCCCCCGGCCCGAGGGGUACCGCGUGCCCGGGGGGCACCGGCCCGACCCCGCCGAGCUGCGGCGGCUGCAGAGGGAGCGCGACAGCACCCGCCAGUGCCAGCAGGCUCUGGAAGCCGAGCGGCAGCAGAACCUGGCGCAGCUGCUGCGGGCGGAGCAGGCGGGGCUGGUGCCCAACCCGGAGCCGCUCGAGUGCCAGAUCUGCCUGCAGGAGGUGCCCGCGGGCCGGGCCGUGCUGCUGCGCGACUGCCUGCACAGCUUCUGCCGGGAGUGCCUGCGGCAGGUGAUCAACUUCAGCGAGGAGCCGGUGGUGGCCUGUCCCUUCCGCGAUGUCACCUACGCCUGUGGCAGCCACCUGCAGGAGCGCGAGAUCCGCGCGCUGCUGUCCCCCGAGGAGCACGCGCGGUUCCUGGCGCGGGGGCUGGCGCUGGCCGAGCGCCGCAGCCGGAACAGUUUCCACUGCCGGGGCCGGGACUGCCCGGGCUGGUGCUUCUACGAGGACGCGGUGAACGAGUUCCCGUGCCCGGUCUGCGGGGCGCUCAACUGCCUCCUGUGCAAGGCCAUCCACGAGGGCCAGAACUGCCGGCAGUACCAGGACGAGCUGCAGCUGCGGGCGCUGCACGACGCGGCCGCUCGGCAGACGCGGGACAUGCUGCAGACGCUGGUGCAGCGGGGGGAGGCCAUGCACUGCCCCACGUGCCGCAUCGUGGUGCAGAAGAAGGACGGGUGCGACUGGAUCCGCUGCACCGUGUGCCAGACCGAGAUCUGCUGGGUCACCAAGGGACCGCGCUGGGGACCCGCGGUGAGGGGGGGUCCGGGGGGUCCUGGGGGGGUCCCGGGGGGUUUGGGGUGA